Messenger RNA from Bicyclus anynana (squinting bush brown), 11970 nucleotides. RefSeq lists its product as uncharacterized. The record is from RefSeq and is a predicted model, not a curated record. Lineage: Eukaryota; Metazoa; Arthropoda; Insecta; Lepidoptera; Nymphalidae. The transcript has 6 exons. The coding region runs from base 301 to 1185 and encodes 294 amino acids.
UCGAACGUCGCGUAGUACGCACGUACCCUGCGUAUUGUCGGCGCCGUAGUCACUCGCGACGUAAACUUUCCCGAAUAAGUUUUAACGGAAGUUUCCGAAGAAAAGUGCGGUGUGCCCUGAAUGAAAUUGGAUGCAAUUUAUGCAGUGCUCUGUGAUCGAAUUAUUACGUGAUUUUGUCAAGUUUGGAAACUGUUAUGUAACGGGACAAUUUAUUUGGAUGACUGGCUGUUAAUUAGUGAAUUAUGAGGUGUCGGAUGAGAUGAGCAGGCGGCGGAGGCGUGGGGCCGGCCGAGUCACAGCAUGGGGUCCGCGUGGCGCACGCGCGCUUUUGUGCUCGCGCUGCUGCUGUUGUGUGAAGAAUACACCGUGACCAGUCUAGAGCUUUUGGAGCUGCGGGUGCCAGCGCACGUUCCACUGGGCACGAGGCCUUCUCUGUCGUGUCGCUGGCAACUGGGCCCCAGCGACAUCCUGUACUCUGUCAAGUGGUACAAGGAUGGCAAGGAGUUCUUUAGACAUGUCCCUAGAGAUGUUGAACCGAGAAGAAAGUUCUUGCUGCCAGGAGUUGAUGUAGAGAACUCGAGUCCUAACGGCUCGAAUGUGACGCUGUACCCGGCAGUCCUGGAGACGGGCGGGCGGUACCGCUGCGAGGUGUCCGGGGAGAGACCGCUGUUCCCCACCGUCUCUGACCACGCGGACAUGACUAUUGUCGCCUUACCCGCGACGGGCCCAAUAAUAACCGGGUCCCGUUUACGGUACCAGAUCGGGGACAGGGUGCAAGUGAACUGCACGUCGGGUCGGUCUCGGCCCGCCACCCGUCUCACGUGGUACAUCAACGGGGAGCCUGCGCCCUCCGCCGCGGUGCUGCCGCCGGAGCACUACCAACACGAUGACGGGCUCGAGACCACCACCAUGGGCCUCGACUUCAAAGUUAAAUCUAAGCAUUUUAGGAAAGGAGACCUUAAGUUAAAAUGUCUCGCAACCAUCGCCACCGUGUACUGGCGGAGCAACGAAGAGAGCGUGCAGGGAGAGAGACUGAAGGGAUACGCGCGCUCCCGCGAGCUGCUCGAAGGUGCGUCGCGCGCCGAUCGCGUGCAAGCGGCGGGCAAGUCGACCGAACGACGAGCGACUUUGCCUCUGAUACUGAUACUAUUAGCACAUUACUCGACUGUACUUCGAAGAUUUUAAAUUAACUGUACAAUACCCUUAAGCUAUGACGUUCAUUUAAAACCUCGGGUACAAUGAUAUUAAAUAAUACACAAAGAAAUCUUACGCUGUAAAUGCGCCAGUGAUACUCGAUAUAAACUGCGUUAUUACGCGCCUUGUACUCGUACUCACUACUGUUAACAAAUUGUUUAAGUAUCGUAGUGUGUGUAUUGGCGAAGGUAUACGGUGCAAAGCCGCGAAUACUAUGUGAAACUAUUCUACACUCGUCCGCGAAUGUAGAGAGGGUAAUAACAAGGCAAUAGAAAUGACGUAGGCGUGGAUGUGUCACAAAAUUGAAAAAAAAAACGAAAUUCCUAAAUCCGAUUGUAUUGUAAGUUUUAAUGAUAUUGCUUAUUUGAUAACAUUUGGAGUAAUUAAUCAUUGUAUAAUACAAAAGCUGAACCAACUUCGAAACUUUAAAAACGGAGAAAUAAUAGGUUUUGUUUAAAAAAAAUUUUAAAGUAAAUGUUAAUUUUAAUACCAAUUUUCUUUUCUUUUAAAACCUUUCUCUGAUAUAACAUUGCUAGCCAAAGACUAGAAAGUGACAAAGUUUAUUCUAAAUAUUAAGCUAGAACUGACCUCAAAAUAACUGUACUUAACAAUUUUUGUUGUGUUCUACACAUGUUUAGAGAGGCGUAAGUAAACAUAAGCUAAGUUAAGCUAUUCUGAAAUAUUACCACGACAAAAAAACGAGUCGAAUUGAAUCCUCCUCUUCAUUUUUUGAAUUCUGUAAAAAAGCAGUGUUCUAUACAUUGUGUAGUGUUAUAUAUUUCAUAUUUCCACACUCCAGAUCCAAGGUAUCCGUCGCUGACACUUCAUAAUAAGAUGGCUACACGACAUUCCUAUUGCCUUUGGACUAUGACUUGCUGAGUGACAAUCACAGGGCGCGCUGGAGUGCUAUUCUGUAACGACGUUAUGUUUAUCUCGCACGUGCGAGUUUCGAAUGCACCUCUAUCUUUCUCUUUCUAUAAUAUCGUGUUAGACAGAGAGAGAUAAAGGUGAAUUCAAAACUCGCACUUGCGAGUAGUACAAAACAUCGUUACAGAAUGAUUUGAAACUGUCUUGUGAUUACUAGCUUAGGAACAGGACACUACGUGUCCUAUUCAAUUCUACAUUGCAAAAGAUCCAGUGUCUCCGAGGGAUGACUGUUUAUGACGUCAAGCAGUUAAAUUAAGGUGUGUCAAUUCUGAUGUCAAAUAAUACACGUUAAGUUUCUUUUUUAUAUUGUGAGGUCACAAUAUGUGGCUAUAGAUAUUGUACAUUCAGGAAACUGCUUGACUUUGGUUGUAAUUCUAUAAGGUGUACAGACAGGCGAGCUUGAGUGAGUAACUAAAGGAACGUCAGCAAAGCAACAAAAAGUUUACUAAUUAUCAUCUGUCUGUCAAUAUUACUCGUACAACUACGCGAUUCUGCUGUCACAGCUUCUUCGCCGGCGAAGACAAGGUCCCCGAUAUCUGACGUCACCCCGACGUGGGCUUUUAACUCACAAUCUCGGGGCCACCCGGACUGAUACAUUUAGGCCAAAACACCAUUCCAAAAGUGCCCACUAAGACGAGGUCCGAGGAGACGCCCUUAAAAAUUCAUUCCGCUCUCUCUUCUUCUGCUUGUGAUCAGGGGAUCCAUCAGGCGAAGCCUUUGCGUUUGCCCAAACCCCCCGGUGACGCCGCUGCUCACAAUUACAAAAGAAACCGUUUAUGUGUGCUAACGUCCCUUUAGUUUACACACAAAGACAUUUUGUGCAGUCAACUUACUACUACACCCAAGGUCAAUCCGUCUUCCUGAGGUAGAAUAACUAUACAAGUUUGUUAAAAGUUUGAAUGUCUAAAGAUCCCAGUACGCAUUCCAAGUUGCAGUACAUAUCCAAAGUGUGAAUAGUGAUAGAUAUUUAAAUGCACAAUUUGUGCACGGAUAAUGCCUAGUUAAAUUAGUCAGGGGAAAAAAGUAUUUAAUUGUAGAUUAAAAUAUUAUAUACUGCGUAAUAUAUAAAUCGUGAUAAGAGUCAUGAAACAUGAUAACACUGAUGUAUGUUCUAUUGUAAAUUUUAACUGUGGAAACUAACAUUUUGAGGUAUCAAUAAACUUAAUGUAUUUAAAUAAUGUAAUAGACCGUAAGCCUGCAUUAGCCAGACAUUCUUUAUUUUUCAAAUACUGAAAAUUUGUCAACCUAUGCCUUUACCGUAGUUAAUAAGUACGGUUGCCAAUAGGGUACUUGAUUCAUAUCAAAUUUAAUAUAAACAAUAUUAAUUUCGCAUAGUAAAUGGAAGAAGGGUCCGAAAUAUAUCGUUAUUAAUAAUUAAAAGUUAAGGAUUUCUUAUAAAACUUAAUAUAAAAAUCAUGUAUUUAUUCAAAUUUUCCACAUUCCUUCAUUCCAAUUUGUGAUUGUGAUCAAAAUAAUUGGUAAUUAAUAUUUUUGUCAAACGCUUUUAAGGGAUUUGUUUGUAAGGGAUGACGUCAUGAAACAGUUGAAAUAUAGACUAUCAGGCGUUUUGGCUCGUAUUGUCAAAAUGUUAUUUAAAAAUGAAAUUUUAAGGUAAUUACGUCUCAAAAAAUUAGUAGAACCAUAAUGUACUAUUUAAGACCAAUUAAAAAAAUGUCAACCAGCCUAUUAUGGAGUUUUGACAGUGGUGACUUUGGAAGGAAGCAGGCUUCAGCUGGCCUAUUCACUAAUUUCGUCUUUAUUAACAACGUAUUAAAAUAAACAUCGAAUCAAAUACCCACUACGUUCCGUAUAUCGAAAAGCUCAUUGUUAACAAAAAUCAUCUAUGAUGAUGCCACAUUACGGGAGUAUAGGAUAGGAAGGAUAGUGAGGCUUGCCACUAUCCUUCCUAUCACGACCACUCUGUCAAGAGUGUAACGACAAAGAAGAAAUACUCUAUAUUGUCAGUAGGCACCGGAUGACAUUUUUUACCUGUAAUCUCAGUUUUGAUUAGUUGGAAUUAAACAAAAAGUAAAUACAAGAUCACUUGCUUGACUUAAGAAUUAGGUACUAAUAAUAAUAGCUAUUUGGUAAAUUUCGCAUAAAUGUUGACUAAUGUACGACAAAGUUAGUGAUUCACUCAAUUUCCUGUAACCCUUUGAUUCCUAAAUGCUUUGAUUAUUUCUACGAGAUAUCAUAAGGAAUCAUGUCUCCAGUUGCCCCUUUAAAUGAGACCCUAAAAAUUGUAACUUUGACAGUGUUUUUCGAAGAGUUGUCGCGAAACUAGGCGACUGGCGACCGAGGAAAUGAUUCCUUCUAUUACGUCGAGGAAAACGUUAAAAAAUAUACGUUAUAUUUGUACGGUUGAUGGUCCUUGAAACCUUCUACCUUGAAAAGCCGUCGUGUCUUUUGUUCAAAUUCUAUAAUUGGUUACCGUAUUUACUAUAGUGAUGAAUGAAUGAGGAAUGUCAGAAUGUUCUAAUCAGGAAUGUCUGGCUAUCGCUGGCCCUUAGUCCAUAAUGCUCCCACACAGAAAUAUAUUACACGUUGUAAAUGUUGUAAAAGAAUAAUCAGGAUCAAAUUAAAAACUACAUGCUUUAAGAAUAUUAUGGAAAAUGUUGUUAAUAUAUGCCAAUUUUAAAAAAAUAUCACAGAAAUUAAACGUAUAAUUUUACUUGAACGUUUCAUUAUUAAAUUAUAAAAGAAAGUAUCUUUUUUUUUAAAUAUUAUUUUGGAAAACCUUAUAAAUCGUGUGAGGGAAAACAUUAUUGAACAAUACAAUGCAACCAUUUGUCAAUGUAUAAUAUGUGUAAAAUAUAUUUAUUGUAAUUUAGCAUUAAGUUUGAUUUUCCAAAAAUUAUGUUACUUGAUGACUAGCCUUAAGCUCGCUCGAACACAGUCGACCCUGAGUAAGUAUGUUCAAUAAAAUAGAAACAAAUUAGGAUCUAAAUUAAAAAUAAAUUAAAUUAACUAUGUUAACUCGUGUCUUAUGAGACGUAAUAGCCUAGUGGAGACCUCUGCCUUCGAUUUUGAAGGCGUAGGUUGGAAUCCGGUCCGGAGCAUGCUCUUCCAACUUUUCAGUUCUGUGCAUUUUAAGAAAUUAAAUAUCACGUGUCACAAACGGUGAAGGUGAACAUCGUAAGGUAAAUCAACCUGCAUAACCGAGAAAUAUUUUAGUUCUGUACAUGUGUGAAGUCUGUCAAUCCGCAUUGGGCCACCGUGGUGGACUAAGGCCUAAUCCCUCUCAUUCUGAGAGGAGGCUCGUGCUCAACAGUGCUACACUAAAAACGACAAAAACAUUCUGAGAAUAUCCGUCUUCUAAGCAUUUGCCAAACCGAAUUCAAUUGACCCAAAUCUUAAAUUUAAAAAAGCUUGAUGCUUAGGCGCUACACAAAAAACGUCAAAAAACAUUAUAAGUCAAAUAUCCGUCUUCGAAGAUUUGAUCAAACUAAAUGAAAUUGACCCAAAUCUUAAACUUACAAAGGUCAAAGAGCUUUAUGCUUCGGAGCUACACCAAAACUGUCAAAAAACAUUAAAAGUCGAAUAUCCGCCUUCGAAGCAUUAGCAAAACUGAAUGAAAUUGUCCAAUUUAUUAAACGGAUAGUGACUGAGGAUAAGAAAUGGGUCACAUACGACAAGAUUGUGCAAAGCUUGGUAACGGCCAGAGCUGGCAAAAGAAUAAGUAUCGUUUUCCAUCAGGACAACGCCAAGUCACACACGACUAUGACUCGGCAAAAACUUUGUGAGCUUAGUUGAAAAGUUUUGAUGCAUUUACCGUAUAAACUUGCCCUGGUGCGCAAUUACCAUAUUUUUCUUGCAUCGCAAUACUUUCUUAGUGAUAAAAAUUGCCUUCAAUAGAAGACUAUGAAAAUCAAUAAAUAAUAAGAGGUUUUUACUAAUAUUUAUACGACAGAGACCUUAUAAAGGACCUUAAAAAACCUAUUCAUAAAAUAGAAACAAGUUAAGGAAUGAAAUGGUGUAUUUAAAUCUAAUCGGGCAAUCCAAACCCCGCUAAAUAACGUCUCGAAUUGCUAAUCACUAUUGCGAAUUCCUCUUAUGACGUUGACAUCGUGACAAUGCUUCCAACACACAAUAGUUAUCAUUGAUAUACGUUAACGGAAAAGUGCUUAUAUCAAUGGAAGUUAUAUUUUUCGUAGUUUAAUGAAAUAAACGACUAUACUUUAAACAUAAUACGGGUGAUUGCACUUGGUCAUUUGCCAAAUAACUUUACCCAACUCGGGUAAUGUUUUCAUUACAUUUGUUACCAUUCUGUUCCGUAAGAUUUUACCAGUUUUUACGCAUAGUUAUGCCGGAAUAGCAAAUAACUUAACCAUAUGGAUUUGUGAAGAACUAACCACGACCGAAGCCAACUUUCUGCAAUGGGCGAUCUGCAUAUUAUUCUCAUUUAUAAAUAUAAAACAUUGCUGUUGUUUUGUUCCGCUAAUACAUGAAAACGGAUAGACAGAUGUGUUUUUUGUUUUAUUGGUAAAUAAGCAGGUGUGGUACAAAACAAAGAAAUAUGUAAAAGCUUGUAACAAUCUGAAUAAUUAUUAUUAGUUAACUAAUGAAGGAGGGGCCUAACCCCUCUCAUUCUGAGAGGAGACUCGAGCUCAACAAUGAGCCGAAUAUGGGUUGUUAACGCAGUAAGGAAACGGUUUUUAUGUAUACCUACUAUUUUUUUUUUAUUAUUUUAGAAUUUUGACUUACAAAUUUGCCAAAACUGCCAACGCUACGGCAAUCUAAAAUAAUAAACGACGAAAUUAUUACCAGCGGACGCCCGCGACUUCGUUCGCGUAAUAUCUGUAUUUUUAGUCCGUGGAUUAUUCCGGCAAAAAGCCUACGUUCUGCUCCAAGGUGCCCUUUAUCUCUAUAUCAAAUUUCGUUUAAAUCGGUUCAGCGGCUUAGUCGUGAAAAGGUAACAGACAGACUUCUGCAUUUAUAAAAUUAGUAUAGAUUUCCUUACUGGACAACGGUGCUACGAGUAACUUGGGAGUUACAAUAAUUAAAAACGACACUGACAACUCUAUGCUUUUCCCAGCGACGGGACGGAAAAGUAUUAUUUUAAAAUAGCUUAGGAUAACCUGUCCGUCUGAAUUAGCACAAUAUAAGAAUAUCUUUAUAAAUUUCUUAUAAUAUUAUUGUUUGUCCAAAAAUUGUGUUAUUUAGGAUUUGAUACUUUGGGGUAUAAAAUAACUACAAUAGAUAAAGACAGACCUACGGAUUUUUUUUUCUGAUUGUGUAAGUGCCGUAGACUGUGACCGGGGAGUUUGGGCGGCAGAGUAGAUGGGCAGAACGACUCUAAGGGCGUCUCCUCUGAGACUCGGACCUCGGCUUAUACCGACAGAAAUGUUGAAUUUUAAUUUUAAGGGACUGAUUUGUAACUUUUAACACUAAUAAGUCACAUGAAUUAUAUAAAAAAUGUGUUACCUAGUAUAUGAAUAUGACAAAAUAAAUCAAUUAACAUCUUCUUUGCGGCUUUCACUUGUGGCAACUGGGCACAAAUUAGCUCUCCAUAGUGUCACGUAUAAUGAAUAUUAUGUUUGUUUAUGAUAAAUCAAUGAUUAGCCACAUUCAUAUUUCUUGACGAACCGACAGAGGAGAGUUAUGCUUUUCAAGCCUAGGUACCUAUGUAGGUAUGUAUGUUCCUUUAGCACGCUCUGUAACCGAAACCUCGAUAACGCCGCUGAGGUCCAAAAGGAUCCUAUGGCACUUACACAAUUAGAAAAAAACUACAGCCAAAAUUUAGCGGAUUUCAACGUGAACGUAUGGUUUCAGUUUUGGGAAUGGCGUAAAGUUUUCCGAGUUAUCUACCUAAUAUAUUUUACAUAAUUUUUAUAUAAUUUUAUAAAUAGCAAUUUAAAUUUGUAUUUUUAGUAAGGAUCUACAUUAAAGGUUUGUCGUCUUUGAAAGAAUAGAAAGACAGAAAUACUUUUUAAUUUUUAAUUUCGUGUGUAAUCGAUUAUUCACAUCACAGCGAUCCAAAGAUAUAAUUUUAUUUAUUGCCAAAGCUAUAUUUACCAUUGUCGUGUAAACCGAAACGUUUUAAUAAUACAAUUAUGCGGUUUGUACGUACUAUAUUAAAUUUGUUUGACAAGUAAAUUUGAAUAACGUAUUUUAAUAUUGCAUGCCACCACAAUUUAUCGCUGCUUUAAUAUGCAGAUGAACGUACAAAAUAUGGCUUAAUGAUUUUAUGCCACAAGUAGGUAUAUUGUUGGAGUUAUUUUAAAAUUGCGUACUGACAUAAUUUUUGUUUGUUAUGUAAAUGAGAAAUAAAUAUCAGACUGAUGAUGAUUCGGAGUCAAUUAAAAAAAAGUAAAAAUGGCAUAACUUUCUAAAGCCUAUCAUCAACUACGUGUAGUAUCGUACUUGAGUUUAAGGGUGCUUUUCCACCAGAGAUAUGCUAUGCAGCUAUGCUGUAAAGAUGUGAAAUCUACGCUACGAAAAUAUGUGACCGUUUCCACCAAUACUGAGCUAUGUAGCUGUGCGAGGAAGAUGCGCAGCUCAAGCUACGAGUAUGUCAAUGUAUCGCAGGCAUCCAUAGCAUGCAUUCAUAGCACGCAUCUUGCCAUAUAAAAAAACAUAUCUUAGUUAAAUCCGUUUCCACCAGUGCUAAGCUAUGCGCACUAAUAUGGUUAAUGAAGAUUGGUGGAUAUCAAAUGCAUCCAUAGCAACGUAGCAUAGCACAUCUCUGGUGGAAAAGUACCCUAAUGACGGGGCGAUACUACAAAUAAUGCAUUUAUAAACACGUUGAUAAAUAUGAAUUAUAAUUUGUAUACCUACUUACAAUAAAUGCAAAAAAUAUAUUGCAAUAGUCCACAAAAUCUAAUUAAAUAUUACAACUCUAAUUAUAUAUUACUUUUCUCUCUAAAUUUCGCACGAAAAUACAUUUAAUCAUUUCAGAGAUAUAAAAAUAACAUGUCAGCAAAGGUUAUAAAAUAUGUACUCAUAUGUGCCAAAUUUCAUACAUAUCCGUCUUUCUACUUUCGGAAAAUUCAAAACGCAUCGAUAAUAAUAAUUAUAGUCACUUAAAAUCAAAUUAACCGGUGGCUAUUGAAGUGUUAAAUUAGUUUAAUUUCAUGAACGAGUCAUGUACAAGUAGGUACCUGAGUAUUAUACGAGUACUUCAUUGUAUAUCAACAAUAAAUUUGAUAUAACUGAACGGUAAAGGAUUUCUUUGAAUGGCCCACUUCGCCUAGAUAUCACUUUGUUAUGUCAGGGCAUCUUGAUAAACCCACGUCAACUUAUCCCCUAGGAAUACCUAUCUGAGAUAACAUCUCACAUAUCUCGGUUUGCUCUAUUUAAGGGUUAUCCAUCAACUUCCACAAGAAAUUAAGAUUCAGCGUUUAUAUACUAUAUAAACUACUCCCUCUAACUUAACACGCUUUCGUUUUUCUACAUUACAAUACUUUAAACAUCAGUAGCGUUAUUUUGUAUGAGUUUUAUAACUUGACAGUGAAUCUGGAAUUCUCUUUCAGCACGGCUAUUCUCUAACGAUGUUUUUUUUAUAACUCGCAAGUACAAGAUUCGAAUUCACCGCUAUCUUUCUCAUUCUAUAGUAUCGUGUUAAACAGAGAGAGAUAGGAGCUAAUUCGAAACUCGCACUUGCGAGUUAUAAAAAUAUCAUUACAAAAUAGUCUAGCUGAUACUGUCUAUGUCUAACACCAUACCUACUAUAGAAAGAGACGAAUUCGAGACACACUGUUGAGUUAUAAAAACAUUGUUACAGCGCGUAGCGUGAAGCGCUUCAGCACAGAAUACAUAUUACAAAAAGUUAUAGAUCUCGGUAAGAAAGUUGAACCAAAAUAACGCUCAUCUGUGCAGGUACAAUUAUAAAGAAAAGUUUUGAACACACGCUCUGUGGUUGCCGAGAAAAUUAAAAAAUCUUAAACCUAUUAUUUUUUAAAUAACAGUUGUGUGCAAUGUAAUAAGAAAAUAAAUAAAAAAUAUAAUAAGAAAAAUUUAAUACAACAAAUAAAAGUUAAUGUACGUACUUGUACAUAUUGUUAAUUGUUGGGGUUUGGUGAUUUACAAGUAGAAUAUCACCUGAUGACUCUGCUCCGACUAUAAUCAAAUCUUCAAUACUUUUAUUUUCUGUAGAAUUAUGCUAACUGUUUAUAUAGAGUACAGACAUUUUGUAGCUUCCUAUGUUUUAUCAUAGAAUCAGUUAUUUUCUUUCAAAAAAUAAACAUAAAUAUGACACUAUCCUUCUUACUCACUAUAGUUAGUUGUGAUCAUUUCAGUAUCUUGAAAUUGAUUUAAAAAAAAUUUUGAGUGCUUAAUGAAAUGUAAAAAAAAUUAAAAAUUUCGUACACGACUGUAAUGGCAAAUUGAUACCCAAAAAUGAGGACUUAACUGCGCAUAGGUCAUUUUAUAUGCCGCUACCUAUACUUUGUUUUGGGGCUGGUGCGUUAUGCCAGAGUAAAUAUACUACGAUUGCAGUAGAUACAGUCUAACUAAGCUACGAAAAAUACUUCGUUCUAAUUAUUAUUGCAUCCGUUUAUCUUGUCAUUGUUUAUUCAUUUGAUACUCUUUACACCCUUUCCUGCGAACACUGGAGUAAUAUAUACUUUAUUAGUUAGUAUAUGGGAUAAGAGUGAGAAGAUGUACAGGAAAAAAAAUUGCGGUUACUUAAUUAUUAUACACGUUAGCGACUUCGAAGUUUUAAUAAAAAACAUCUAUAUUAAUAUUAUAAAGCUGAAAAGUUUGUUUGUUUGGUUGAAUGCGCUUAUCUCUGGAACAGUGUCAGAUAGCCCAUUUAUCGAGGAAGGUUGUAUAUAUUCCGCGUAAUUCUACGGGAACGGGGACUACGCGGGUGAAACCGCAUGGCGUCAGUAUAUUAUAAAAUACUUAAAAUAUGCAUUAUUACAUGAGGAAGGUAUUGUAAAUUAAAUGAAUAUUUUUAUUAAAAUUUAAGAGCAAAUUGAAUAUAUGCCAAAUAAUAAUUUGUGUUACCUGUAUUUAUCUUCAGAAUUCACUUCGUACUGAAGAGACUGCAUGCAUACUCUUAUUUAAAGCCAGAGCGAUUAAUUGAAUAUAAAUAAAAUAUUCAUUGCAUGUGGUCUUUUGUAGUGACCAGAUAUAUUAUGUAACAGAAAUUAAAUUAAGUGUAUUUUCGUUGACUGUGUUUUAAUUUAGCAAAAAUCUUAUAAUAUUCUCUGUAUAAUUUACAAACGUAAUAAAUAUGUUUGAGUAUAUAUCUAGACUUUUAUAUAUUGCUUGCAUUUACUUGCAAUGUUUAUGUAUAUAGAAAUAAAGAAGUACAUUGAUAGAGAAAAAUAUAUAAUGUUUAUCAGAUAUCGUGUAACCCAAUAUAUUGUUUGUAAGUAAAACAAAAAUUACUAAGCUGUGACUUUCUUACGAAAAAUAGUUAGAUGUAUAAUAUUUUCAAAUGUAAUUUUUUUCAAUAUACUUUAACAUUGUAUAUAAAAAAUACAAAAUAGAAGACUAAACGUUGGCCAUACUGCAUAAAAGAGUUUAUGAACAAUAUAAAAAUUUUAGAUGGUUAAAAAGAUUACGGACAUUACGAGCGACUGUGGUAGGCACAUUGAUUAAAAUAAGUUAAUUAAAGUUUUAUGCACGCUUAACUUUUGCGUCUCAGUAUUAAUAAACAAAAUAUGCUGUUUUAUUUUCCGUAAUUUAUUACUUGAGAUGUAUCUCUGUCGUGACUGUAAUACCUAAUUAGUUGACAUUACGCUAGCUUCAUGUGUGUUAUGAAAACAUGUUUUAAGGUAAAAAUUAAAAUUGUUGCUUAUUGUUAUAAAAUAUUAGUAAAUAAGUAAAAAAAGGAAAAAUGUAAAUAAUGAGUAAAGUAGCUCAAAGUAACGGAAUAUACUAUAUUAUCUGAAUUAAAAA